GUUUUUUUUCAUGUGACUUCAAUUUAUUUUGUGCUAAUAUAGUUGAUAACCUAUCAACAUUCAACAAUGUUAAGUUAUCAAUGAUAACAAAAAUGUUUUUAUCUAUGUUGUUUAUCUAGUAAUAACGACUAAUUAUUAUACUUUAUAGUAGUUCUAAGGUGGUAUAAUAUUAUUUGAUCGGUAUGAACAUAGUAUUUAGUAACGAACAUUAUGAUACGACUGUUAUCUGAGGUGUUCGGCAUGACGUGCCAUAUUGUAAUGCGAGUAUACUGUUGUACAGUCGACAAGUAACAAACACGUGUUUUAUAGGUACUCUAAACCUACUCAUUUUUCUAUAGUUUCUGUGUUUUUUGUUGAAAAAUUGGUUUUGAGUGAAUAAUGUCUGAUAAAACACCAAAUGUGUUUUCUGUAUUUAAUUUUAAGAAAAAAACAUGAAACGUGUAACAUCGAAACAGAAGAAGAGUACUGGUGAAGAGUGGCUUACUACAGAAUUAUCGACACAUUAAUUAUUAAUCUUAAAAGCAGAUUUUCAACCGAAAGCUUAUUAUUAGCCACUCGUUAGAUAGUUUUCUUAAAAUGGAUUCAAAAAACAGUGAAUAUUUUAUUAAUCAAUAUCGGUCAAUUUUAAAUGUCAAUCAAGAUGAUUUAAAGGCAGAGAUGCUCGUUGCUAAAAAUUGUGCAUUAAAUUUAAAUAAUGAUUUUGAAUUAGACACCAUCAAAGAAAUUGCGAAGAGGAAUACAUUUCCAAACACCUACAAGCUGUUUCAAGUAGCUCUAACCAUACCGAUAAGUUCGGCAACAUGCGAGCGAUACUUCUCAUGUAUGAGGCGCAUUAAAAAUUGGUUGAGAACAUCAAUGGAGCAAGAUCGAUUUUCAAAUUUAGCAAUUUUAAAUAUUGAAAGAGAUAUGUCUAAUAAUAUAAACAAUAAUGACAUACUGGAAAAAUAUAAUAAAAUAAAAAACCGACGAAUGUAG
Acyrthosiphon pisum (pea aphid) is the source of this 975-nucleotide messenger RNA. RefSeq lists its product as uncharacterized. The transcript is spliced from 2 exons. The record is from RefSeq and is a predicted model, not a curated record. Gene Ontology annotation, molecular function: protein dimerization activity. The coding region runs from base 577 to 975 and encodes 132 amino acids. Lineage: Eukaryota; Metazoa; Arthropoda; Insecta; Hemiptera; Aphididae.